Molecule: messenger RNA, 2071 nt
Organism: Corylus avellana
Lineage: Eukaryota; Viridiplantae; Streptophyta; Magnoliopsida; Fagales; Betulaceae
Product: Homeodomain-like superfamily protein
Molecular function (GO): DNA-binding transcription factor activity; DNA binding
Source: RefSeq, a predicted model, not a curated record
UUUCUCCUUGUUUGGGAGAGAGAGAGAGAGACAGAAGAGAGAGAUUGUUGAAGUCAAGGAGACUAGCAAAAGCCCAUUAUCUCUAUCUCAUAUCCGUGCAGUACCAGAAUCUUUCGCUGUUGGCUGCUAUUCUCUAUCCUUUCUUUGCGUUCGUUUCGACUCCAGCCGCCUCUGAGCAGUGAGUUUCGGUCCAAUUCCGAGAUUACACUAGAAGUGCCCUGGAGUGGUAGCAAGAAAUGGAUUAAGAAGCUAUAUUACUGGGCUUGUCAUUCCAAUUUUUUUGGCAGCAAAUAGUAAGUUUAUAGUCAGGGUUGAGUAUCUGACAGUGGUUGGCACUCUCAAAGCAUCAACAAUGAUGAACAUGCACCCUGCUUUAUCUGUUCAGAGAUCAGGUGCAAAGCAGCUCAGUAGCUUGGGGGCGUCUGGAUCUAUGUCUUCAUCUUUUCCAGUUCUCCCCCCCCUUGUUGAAGACAAGUAUACCAUUUAUCCAGCAGAUUCUUUUCAGGUUACCUCAGAAAGGGAACCGAUGACUAAUUCCAUUCCCGCACGGGCUCCUGCAUUAGUUUCGAACAGCAGUAUUGAUGGGCACUUAUUUACUUUCCCUCCUGGAUUUUCCAAUGAUGUUCAUUUUUCUCCAGUUUCACCACAUGGACGGAAUUCCCAAAAUUCUCCAUUCAUUUCCCAGUCGUCAGCUGAGGGAGCAUUGAUUAAUCACCAUGGUGGAAAUCAGGAUAUUUCCUGGCCUACAGAUUCACUUGAGGAUUUCCUCAAUUUUCCUCAAAAUGCCCCUGUUCAGAAUGGUCAGGUGGAAAGCGGUACUGGUGUCAUAACAUCUGAGGACCACGCUAGGAGAAAUGAUUGGCAGUGGGUUGAUGGAUUAAUCUCUGAGAUGGAUCCAGAUUGGAAUGAGCUUCCCAAUGUUAAUGUAGCAGAUCCUGAGCCAAAGCAACUGCAGAUCCAUCAGCAGCAGCCUGUACCAUCUGGAGAAUUUCAUGGUGUCACUAAUACAUUGUCCAAUCCACCCCCUGCAAAGUCACGGAUGCGUUGGACACCCGAACUGCAUGAGGCCUUCGUGGAAGCUGUCAAUCAGCUUGGUGGUAGUGAACGAGCUACUCCAAAGGGUGUCAAAAAUCUCAUGAAUGUUGAAAGCCUGACCAUCUAUCACGUGAAAAGCCACCUGCAGAAAUAUAGAACAGCCAGAGACAAACCAGAGUCAUCAGAAGGAACUUCUGAGAAAAAAUCAACUCCUAUUGAAGAAGUGAAAUCUGUAGACCUAAAAGCGAGUAUGGGAAUCACUGAAGCAUUGCGGUUGCAGAUGGAACUUCAGAAGCGGCUUCAUGAACAACUGGAGAUUCAAAGAAAGUUGCAAUUGCAAAUUGAAGAACAAGGGCAGUAUCUUCAGGUUAUGUUUGAGCAACAGAGAAAGAUGGAAGAUGACAGGAUGAAGGCCGCCGCAUCUAACCCAGAUGAUCCUUCUGCUCCACCAUCAAAUGUGGUGCUUCCAUCCCCUGCUGAUGACAAAUCAGUAACCUCGAAACCGGCUCAAGAUAAGACCAGACCUGGAACUAGUAAUGCCAACACCAUAGCUGGAGACGGUUCCUGGGACAUGAUUAUGCAACAGAAGGCACAUGAAGCCAGAAGCACUGAGGAUCGGGGACCAGGUGACAGUGUCUCUAAUGCUCCACCGACAAAACGAGCAAGAGCAGACCAAACUGCAACAUCAUCAACUAAAUCUGCAACUGAUUGAAAUCUUAUUUUAUACCAUGGCAUUUUGCUUCCCCACUGGAUGACAGGGUAGGCCUUGAUAGAGGGUUUAUAUGUGCAGUAGGAUGAAAUAUGCCAUUAGAAACCAGGAGAUAUUUUUGGAGCUUAAGGCAUUAUUCUAGAUGUAAAUCACAUGUUUUCUUCAUUUAGGUGGAGUUUUGAUGAUCUAGCCUUCUGGAAUCCUGUUUUAUAUCCUUGGUUAGGGGCUAAAGGCGUUGGAAAAUGGCACUUCCAAAAGAUGGAUUAGCUGUAUAUAUAUUUAUCCCCCCCCCAAAAAAAAAUUGUAUAUAUGCCUGUGGGUUGGUCA